Malaclemys terrapin pileata is the source of this 3052-nucleotide messenger RNA. RefSeq names its product oxysterol binding protein like 7 (gene OSBPL7). NCBI's taxonomy places the organism in Eukaryota, Metazoa, Chordata, Testudines, Emydidae. The record is from RefSeq and is a predicted model, not a curated record. Gene Ontology annotation, molecular function: cholesterol binding. The coding region runs from base 298 to 2967 and encodes 889 amino acids. Gene Ontology annotation, cellular component: cytosol; intracellular membrane-bounded organelle; plasma membrane. The transcript has 24 exons.
GGGGCCGGCGCGGGGCUGGGGCUGCCCCCGCACGCCUAGUUUCACUUGGGUACAGCCUUCUCCUUCCCUCCCUGUCCUAAAACUGUGGGACAGCGUGACUGUUGAGCAGCCGCUGUGUUCCACCCCAGAAGCUGCUGCAUUUCAGAAUGCCUGGGUGAAGCGAGGCUCAGACACUUCAUUCGCAAAGCCCGCUGGGCUGAAAAGCACCGUAGACAUCUCAGGGGGGCUCCGAGCUGGAGAUGAAGGCGGUGGCCUGACACCGAGGGCCAUUCCGUUCACGAGAGGGAGCCCCCGGCCAUGGGCAGUCACGAGAAGGAGCUGGCCUCCCCCCGGAGGGUGCCGUCCAGGUCCAACAGCACCGUGUCUUCCAAGCACAGCAGCGCUCACCAGGGCUCUGAGUGCUGGGAGGUGGUGGACGAGCCCCGGAGCAGGACCGGGCCCGGUCAGGAGCUGGAGCGGCACGAGGGCUACCUGCUGAAGAAGAGGAAGUGGCCCCUGAAGGGCUGGCAUAAGAGAUACUUCAUGCUGGAGGAGGGGAUCCUGAAAUACGCCACCACGCGCCAGGAUGUCCUCAAGGGCAAACUGCACGGCUCCGUCGACGUCCGUCUGGCCGUCAUGUCCAUCAACAGGAAAGCGCAGCGCGUGGACCUGGACACGGAGGAGAACAUCUACCACCUCAAGAUCAAAUCCCAAGAGCUCUUUACCAGCUGGGUGGCCAAGCUGUGCUCCCACCGCCUGGCGGAGAAGCCCAAGUGCCCUGUGCCCACGGGGGGCCCGGAUGGGCGAGUCCCGCCCCCCGCCCAGGGCUACGGCUCCCGGAACCGCGUCCUGCCGUCGGACGGCGCCCCGGCCCUCUCUGCGCUGACCAGCCCCCGGGACAAGGUGAACGCCUGGCUGAAGGACAGCGAGGGGCUGGAUAGGUGCUCGGCAGAGCUCUCCGAGUGCCAGGGGAAGCUGCAGGAGCUGAACAAGUUGCUCCAGAGCCUGGAGACCUUGCACCGCAUCCCGUCCGCGCCCCUCAUCUCCAACAGCCAGGCCUCGGCAGCUGCAGAGAGACCCAAAAAGGGGAAGCGAACCACCAGGAUGUGGUGCACCCAGAGCUUUGCCAAAGACGACACCAUCGGCAGGGUAGGCCGUCUGCACGGCUCCGUCCCCAACCUCUCGCGCUACCUGGAGUCGAGCCAGAGCCAGCCGGCCUUCAGCCUCCCCCCGGAGUACAGCCAGCUGCAAAGGAACUUCUGGACCCUGGCCCAGAAAGUGCACGGGUCCCUCAGCAGCGUGGUAGCCGCGCUGACCGCGGAGAGGAAUCGCCUCCAGGAGAUGCGGCGGGCGCUGGAUUUGCAACGCCGGGCGGGCGGUGCCAGGAACGCAGCCGUGGCCGGGGCUCCCUCGCACAACCCGGACCACACGGAGUAUCUGCGGCGUUUCCACUCCCUCUCCAUCUCCUCCGACGCCACGCUCGCCUCGUUCACCUCGCUGCACCCGGACGAGCCUGACGCCCACCUGGCCAAGGGGCGGGAGCAGCAGCUGUCCAAUCGCAGCAUCGUCUCGCUCUCGGACUCGCACACCGAGUUCUUCGACGCCUGCGAGGUCUUCCUGUCCGCCAGCUCCUCCGAGAAUGAGGCCUCCGACGACGACGAGUCCUGCAUGAGCGAGGCCACCAACAGCCUCUCCGACGAGGCUGGGGGGGACGGGCGCUUCCAGAGAGCAGGCCGAGGCGCGGCGGACGGGGGGCCUGCGCUGUGCGCGUCCGAGCCGGGAGUGGGGGCGCUGCCGGCUCCCCUGCCCCUACCCCUGCCCGUGCUGCUGCCCGCGAGGCUCCCGCGCCGGAGCUGUCUGCCGGCCCCCAGCGUCCCCGCCGGCGACGUCAGCCUGUGGAACAUCCUGCGCAACAACGUGGGCAAGGACCUGUCCAAGGUGUCCAUGCCAGUGCAGCUCAACGAGCCGCUCAACACCCUGCAGCGGCUCUGCGAGGAGCUGGAGUACAGCGCCCUGCUGGACGCCGCCAGCCGCUGCGCCGACCCCUGCGAGCGCCUGGUCUGCGUCGCUGCCUUUGCUGUCUCUGCCUACGCUUCCACCUAUUACCGUGCGGGCAGCAAACCCUUUAACCCCGUCCUGGGCGAGACAUAUGAGUGCGUUCGGCCGGACAAAGGCUUCCGCUUCAUCAGCGAGCAGGUUUGCCACCACCCGCCUGUCUCCGCCUGCCACGCAGAGUCAGACAACUUCAUCUUCUGGCAAGACAUGAAGUGGAAAAAUAAAUUCUGGGGCAAGUCCCUGGAGAUCGUCCCCAUGGGGACCGUGAACGUCAAGCUGCCCAGGUUCGGGGACCACUUCGAGUGGAACAAGGUGACGUCCUGUAUCCACAACAUCCUGAGCGGGCAGCGCUGGAUCGAGCAUUACGGCGAAGUCCUGAUCCGCAACGUCCGGGACAGCAGCUACCACUGCAAGAUCACCUUCUGCAAGGCCCGGUACUGGAGCUCCAGCGUGAACGAGGUGCAGGGGGCCGUGCUGAGUCGCGGGGGGCAGGUGAUCCACCGGCUCUUCGGCAAGUGGCACGAGGGGCUGUACCGCGGCGCCUCCCCCGCCGGGCAGUGCCUCUGGAAACCCAACCCCAUGCCCCGAGAGCUUGAGAAGAACUACGGCUUCACGCAGUUCGCCCUGGAGCUGAACGAGCUGACGCCGGAGCUCAAGCGUUUCCUGCCCUCCACGGACACGCGGCUGCGCCCCGACCAGCGGUAUCUGGAGGAAGGCAACGUGCAGGCCGCAGAGUCCCAAAAGCGCCGGAUCGAGCAGCUGCAGAGAGACCGGCGCAGGGUCAUGGAGGAUAACAACAUCUUCCACCAGGCGCGUUUCUUCAGGCAGCAGACGGACCCCGGCGGCAAGGAGUCCUGGGUCAGCAACGACACCUACUGGAAGCUGCGGGCGGAGCCCGGCUACGCCAACCUCGACAGCCCCGUGCUGUGGUAGCAGCGGCAUCUGGGGGCCGCCCUGCCCAGCUCUCUGGGCCCCUGCCUCCCAGGCACGUAGGGACUAGUGGGCAGGGUCUGGGGCA